Molecule: messenger RNA, 749 nt
Organism: Arabidopsis lyrata subsp. lyrata
Lineage: Eukaryota; Viridiplantae; Streptophyta; Magnoliopsida; Brassicales; Brassicaceae
Exons: 1
Coding region: 164-604 (146 amino acids)
Source: RefSeq, a predicted model, not a curated record
UGAUGAUUUGUUAGCUGAUUCUUACUCUUGGUGCGUGGGAAAUGUCGUGUGUAAUGGCUUCUCCGCUACAACUACUUGGGAAGCUUUGAGGCCAAGAGAUUCUGUAAAGGAGUGGUCUAGCUCGGUCUGGUUCAAAGGAGCUGUGCCAAAACAUGCUUUCACCAUGUGGGUGUGCCCUCUAAAUAGACUGCCAACGCGUCAGAGGUUAGCUGUUUGGGGACAGAUUCAAUCCUCGGAAUGCUGCCUUUGCACUAUUGAAACUGAAGCCAGGGAUCAUCUUUUCCUCGCUUGUGAGUUCUCUUCCCAGAUUUGGAAAAUGGUCUUCAAUCGCUUAUGCCCACGGCAAAGACUUUUCUGCUCAUGGGCUGAGCUCCUCUCUUGGACACGGCUGUCUUCUUCCACCGCGCCUUCUUUGCUCAGAAAGGUAGUGGCUCAGGUUUUGGUCUACAACAUUUGGCGACAACGGAACAAUGUGCUCCACAACUCUCAGCGGCUUGCUCCGCAGCUUAUCGUCAAGAUGCUCGACCGGGAGCUGCGCAAUAUCAUCACUUCAAGACGGCGAAAGAAGCGUUGGCGCAGCUUACUGCUCCUUUGGAUUAGAUAGUUGGUCUUUCUUUCCCUUACAUUAUUGUAGCUUUGUUUUAUUUUUUUUGCCUUGGCUGCUCUUAUUUAGGUAUUACCUUUGUAAAACCUUUAUUUCAUUUAUAUGAUAUUUACAUGAUUAGCAAAAAAAAAAAAGUAAGUAAAGU